AUGAAGGCCAAAAACCUGGCUCUGUCCGACCACCUACCGAGCGCAUACAACAAUAGUGUAUAUCGAGAUGAAUCGGAAGAUUCUCAUGAGAAUCCCGUAGCAUCAAGCAGCAGAUCAAGGGGAACCGAGUAUGCCUACAAUGGCCACCCACCAGCGUACGAGUAUGGAUUUUCGGAUAAAUUCUUGUAUUGUGACUGUGGAAGGAGUUUUUAUUCGAACUACAGUUUCAGGUGCAAUAAUGAAUCACAUGGCCCGUCGUACGCAUCAUAUGACUUAGAACACUUUCUGCGUCUACUCAAUGGCCUUUGUCAAUCCAAGUACCUUAACAUACUCAUUCUUGGAGAAACCGGCGUCGGCAAAUCGACCUUCAUCAAUGCUUUGAUCAAUUACCUUGAGUUUGAAACACUCGAUGAAGCGAUUGGUUUUGAUAAACUAAACUACGUGAUUCCUUGUUCAUUCUCGACACAGGUCAUGGACAGAGACAAUCCUAGUCAACCUAUCCAAGAAAGACGAAUCAAGGUCGGCUCGAGAGAUGAUGAAAAGGAUGGCUCGAAAGGCGAGUCGGCGACACAGCGCACACAAGUCUAUCCUGUUACAUUUAACAUGGACAAUUCUGCACUCACCGUUCGUCUUAUUGACACCCCAGGUAUGGGCGACACUCGCGGAGUUGGUUUUGACAGAAAAAACAUGGCUGAUAUUCUGUCGACAUUGAGCGGAUAUGAUGAGCUUCACGGCAUUCUUAUUUUGUUGAAGUCGAACUCUGCUCGCUUAACUAUCAGUUUUAGUUACUGUAUCAAAGAGCUUCUCACACAUCUUCAUCAUAAAGCAGCCAAAAACAUGGCAUUUGGGUUCACAAAUACCCGAAUAUCCAAUUACACACCCGGGGACACAUACGGACCACUGAAGGCGUUACUUCAACAACACCCAGAUAUGGGUCUGAGCUUGUCGACACCCACCACAUACUGCUUUGAUUCUGAAAGCUUUCGGUACUUGGCAGCAUACAAGAACGGUGUUCCCAUGUCGAACAAGCUGAAUUUUGAUCGGAGCUGGAAGCACUCCCGUGACGAAAGCCUUCGACUUAUCAGGCACUUCAAACAAAAUAUCCCGCAUAAGGUCAAAAACACAGUUAGUUUGAAUGGCACCCGACAGCUGAUCGGAGAACUUACAAAGCCCAUCGCAGAGAUAUCGCAGGUUAUCCAAUCCAGCAUAGCACUUGCGGAGGAUAAAAUGCAAGAGCUCAAAGAUGAGAGACUAACCGGAGAUACACUGCGAGGGCGACUACACGUCUUGAAAACACAGACGACAGCCGUUCCAUUAGACAUGCCGCGCACUGUUUGUGGAAACGCAGCUUGUGUAGAGGUCAGAAGUGAUGGCACGGAGGAAGACAAAAGGAUAACAGUCUAUAAAGCGCAUUGCCAUCCUGUCUGCUACCUCUCCGAUGUCCAAGCCGACCAAAUGGCCCAUCCUGGUUUAAUUGGCUGUAUGGCGUUUGGUGGUUCUCAAAUCUGUGUGCAAUACCAACACCACUGGCAAGAGCAUCUCCAUAUCUUAUACGAACUCAGCGAAACAAUUGUAACCGCAAUUGAUAGCACCAUUGAACAGAAACUGGAGAGUCAUGCAAAUGACCUCACACUACGAGAAACUGCGCUGAAACAGCAUGAGCGGCGAUUAUCAGAAUACAAGCAAGAGCGCGAAAUUAUCCGAGAUGCAGCAGCAAAGUUUGGAGUCUUCCUGAAAAAGUAUUCUCUGGCACCAUAUAACGACGCCCUGAUCGCCUAUCUUGACUACCUGAUCAAAGAAGAGCAGAUGAAAGUUCAGGUUGGAGGCAGCAACAAGCGGCUUCUAUCUUUAACCGAAGAGCGACACAAACACACAGAAGCCAUCAAAGUCAUUACGGAAAAUCUCAACUCCAAUGCAAAUUGGGAAACCAUGAGCGAGGGCGCAAUUGAUCGGAUGGUCCAAUCAUUGUAUAAGUUGAAGCACUUUGGCUCUACACUGGAGAAGAUGAGACAUGAUAUCGCCUCUGCUCAUCAGGCUACGUAUCGUGAGAUCCCUUUUACCGUGAAACGCAACCCUGCUAGAACAUUGCGGCGGACUGUGGUAAAAAUUGCAGAACACCCUCGGCAUCAUCCCGUGCCAGCUGCACCCGAGACCAAGAUAUCGCUGAAAGAUUUUAUUCGACGGGCCAUGCCAUUUGAGAUCAUGCUUGCCGUUCAAUGUUCUACUGUUACUACCUUUCUGCAAGAUCAGUUUAGGUAA
This is a messenger RNA of Hymenoscyphus albidus, 2259 nucleotides long. The record is from the annotation of a GenBank genome assembly. Lineage: Eukaryota; Fungi; Ascomycota; Leotiomycetes; Helotiales; Helotiaceae.